Sorex fumeus (smoky shrew) is the source of this 6235-nucleotide messenger RNA. It is a transcript of the gene TASOR, whose product is annotated as transcription activation suppressor. Lineage: Eukaryota; Metazoa; Chordata; Mammalia; Eulipotyphla; Soricidae. The transcript has 24 exons. Bases 51 to 5060 code for a protein of 1669 amino acids. Gene Ontology annotation, biological process: negative regulation of gene expression, epigenetic; protein localization to heterochromatin. Gene Ontology annotation, cellular component: nucleoplasm; heterochromatin. Gene Ontology annotation, molecular function: chromatin binding. The record is from RefSeq and is a predicted model, not a curated record.
CCCCGGCGACCUUGGAAUCCGAACCUUCCCGGAGCGGCUCGGGCCGCGCGAUGGCGACUGCGGCGGAGACCAAGGCCUCUCAGCGGAGCAACGCGGGCGGGCCGGGCGGCGGCGGCGGCGGCGGCGACGACGAGAUGAAGCAGUCGUUUCCGGAGCUGGAGCCGUCCCCACAAAAUGGCGGCGGCGGCGGCCGCCUCAGCAUCGCGGAGCUCGGCGGAGCGGCGGGGCCUGAGGAGACCGCGGCCGCGGCCGGGGCCAGCCCGGGCCUCGGCCACGAGCAGCCUCAAGGCGCCUCCGAGGCGGGCGCGGCGCCUCCGCCCAAAGGCCCGGAAGAGCCCGAAAGACCCGUUAGGAGGAGUUUUCAGAUCCCCAGGAAGAGCAGAGAAAAGAAAGCACUUUUCCAGCCAUUAACUCCUGGCUCUCGAGAAUUUGAAGAUGUCUUAAAUAUUCUGCGUUCGUCUUACCUUGAACCAACCUCUGUAACAAAUUUUAACUACAAACGUGCUUGCUUGAUACACAAUGAACUUUUGGAAAAGGAGUUUACAGAAAAGCGAAGAGAGCUGAAAUUUGAUGGUCGUUUAGAUAAAGAACUUUCAGAAUCCUAUGCGUUUCUCAUGGUUGAUCGAUAUCAGGUUCAAAGUGUGUGUGAAAAAGGAGUACAGGUGGGCCAUUCCAAAAUAACAAUUCUUGGAAAUCCUUCCAUGGGUGUUUAUCUUUCUAGAUAUGCUGAUUUAUUACAAGCUAAUCCUUUGGAAGCUGGGACAAUGGGUGAUGUUGUUAUUUUUAAAAUAAUGAAGGGUAAAAUAAAGAGUAUUUAUGAUCCCAUGGGUGUAAAAAAUUUGGAAUCUAUGUUAAGUAAAAGUGCUUUGGACCCAACACCAAAACAUGAAUGCCACAUGUCGAAAAAUGCCAAUAGAAUAACAUCACUUUUGGCUUAUAGAGCCUAUGAGCUUACUCAGUAUUAUUUUUAUGAGUAUGGCUUUGAUGAGUUAAAGAGAAGACCAAGACAUGUGUGUCCAUAUGCAGUUGUGUCUUUUACUUACAAAGAUGAUAUACAGUCGCUGAAGUUUGCAUCUUCAAUAAGAUCCAGUAGCUUUAAUGCAGAUAGAAACACAGAUAAAUUUAACUAUACCUUGUGGAAAGGACAGCUUCUAAAUAAAGGAAAGCUUUUGUGUUAUGUUUUUCUGCGAUCAGCUACUCGGGCAUCUUUGCCUAUCAAACUUCCUGAGAAGCUUGAUGUUGAAGCAGUUAUGAGUAUUGAUCAUCUAAAACAAAAAAUCCCUCCAGCGCUAUUUUAUAAGGAAACAUACGUAGGUCCAAAUGAAGUUUUGAAGAAUGGAAUGUAUUGCAGCCUUUAUGAAGUUGUAGAAAAGACAAGGUUUGGAAGUAACAUGGAGAACUUACUACAAAAUCUGGAGAAAGAAAAACUUGUUCUUGUUAAACCUUUGGAAGACCGAGGAUACCUCUUUCUUCUCUCUUCAUGCCAGAUGGUAUCUCCAUAUGAUCAUCAAACUGUCAAGUCUCGAGCACUGCAUGCUUUGUUUCUGUUUCAAGAACCCAGAAGCAUAAUUACUUCACCAAAAGGUUCAACCAGUGCACCACCACAGGAAAGACACGAGAACAUGCAAGAUAUAUUAAAAAUUACACAGUUUUUACAGUUUGCUUUGAUUCAGUGUCGAAAGGAAUUUAAAACUAUAAAUACCAUAAAUUUUCAUUCUGUUGUUGAAAAGUAUGUAAGUGAAUUUUUUAAGCGAGGUUUUGGCUCAGGUAAACGAGAAUUCAUUAUGUUUCCAUAUGAUUCACGUUUAGAUGAUAAAAAAUUCUUACAUUCAGCUCCAAAAAAUAAAUCCCAUUUAGAUAAUUGUUUGCACACCUAUAUUUUUCGACCUGAAAUGUAUCAGUUAGCUACAUGUAAAUUAAAGGAACUAUUUGAAGAAAAUAGGAAACUUCAAGAGUUCAGUCCACUUUCAGAUUAUGAAGGCCACGAAGAAGAAAUUAAUGGUUCAAAAAUGAAAUUUGGAAAACGAAACAACUCAAGGGGUAAAACUAUUAUACCUGGAAAACAGAAGUCAUCUCAUUCUUUAGAUUAUGAUAAGGAUAGAGUCAAAGAAUUGAUUAAUUUGAUUCAGUGUAGGAAAAAAAAUGUGGGUGGAGACUCAGAUACAGAAGAUACUAGAAGCAAAACUGUCUUGAAGAGGAAGCUUGAAGAUCUACCAGAGAACAUGAGAAAACUCGCCAAAACCAGUAAUUUAUCUGAGAACUGCCGUCUGUAUGAAGAAUCCCCUCAGCCUCUUGGCUUACUUGAGCAUGAGAGUGACUUGAGACAGCAACAGGAAGAUUCCUCUAACUCGGGCAUUGCUGAUAUCCAUAAACUGUUUAAUUGGCUGUCCGAAACACUUGCAAAUGCACGCCAUUCUGAUGCCACCCUGACAGACACAGUCAACAAAGCUUUAGGAUUGAGCACUGAUGAUUCUUAUGAAGAAUUGAGACAAAAACAUGAGUAUGAAUUGAACUCUACUCCAGAUAAGAAGGAUUAUGACCCACUUGCUUGUGGGAAAACUGAAAAUGUACAUUUUAAGGGUACUCAGAGUCCCUUGCUAGAAGUUGAUACAUCAUCUUUAAAGUAUCCUGUUACUGUUUGUACCAGUGAAGUAGGAGGUGACUCUACACUACACUUGAAUAAAGAUCCAAGUUCAAUUAAUGUGAAUAAUUUUGAAGAUUGCAGUGUAUGUCCAACUGUAUCCAUUGACCAUAGAGCCCAUAAACAAUCUAAGUCAAAUAAUGUCGAAGAGACUGAAAUACACUGGAAACUUAUUCCAAUUACAGGAGGGAAUACAAGAAGUCCAGAAGACCAUCAGGGAAAAUAUGGUGAAAAGCAAACAUCAGGUAUGAAAUCACCAGAAGAGCAACUGGUGUGUCUGCCACCACAGGAGACCUUUCCUAACGACCCCCGUGUAAUAAGUAGACAAAGAAAUUCUGAUUACCAGUUCCCAUCCUCUCCAUUUACAGACACACUGAAAGGUACCACUGAGGAAGACAUGUCAACAGGUCAGGUGAAGACAGUGGAGGAACAGUGUGUGCCAGCAGCAGAGUCUCCUGCAGUGAGUGAAACCACAGAGAGGACUGUGUUAGGAGAGUAUGAUAACUUUUCUAGGAAGAUAGAAGAGAUUUUGAAACAAAAGAAUGUUUCUUAUGUCAGUAGAAUUUCCCCACCUGUCUUUUCACCACAGAAGAUGAGACCACUUUCAGAAUUCAUAUAUUCCAAGACUUCCAAAGCUGGUGUGCAGGAGUUUGUAGAUGGCUUGCAUGAGAAACUAAAUUCUAUUAUUAUUGAAGAAUCAGCCAAGGGUGGGAAUUUGCCACCAGUCAGUCCUAAAGAUUCUGGUACUAAGAUAACACAGAAUACUUUUGGAAGGCAUGUCCUACCAGUAUCUUCAAACAACUUCAACAAUAAACAGUUCAUCGAUCCACAUUAUAGUGAAACUUUCAAAGACACCAACUCAAGUGACCAGCAUUCCUGUUCAACUUUUGGUUUGACCGAAAUAGAUAUGAACCUGUCACACCAUGCCACAGAGCUAAUGGUGACUUCUGACCACACUGUACCUGGUGAUAUUGUCCGGGAACCUACAGAAAAAGAAACAGUAAAAUCACCCAGUGAUGUAAACAUUUCUUCCCAACCAGCUUUUUCAAAUUUUAUAAGUCAGUUAGAACCUGAAGUAUUUAACAGUUUGGUUAAAAUCAUGAAAGAUGUCCAGAAGAAUACUGUGAAAUUUUAUAUUCACGAAGAAGAAGAGAGUGUGCUCUCUAAAGAAAUAAAGGAAUAUCUUAUAAAAUUAGGCAAUACAGAAUGUCAUCCAGAACUAUUUUUGGAAAGAAGAUCAAAAUUAGAUAAACUAUUGAUUAUUAUUCAAAAUGAAGACAUUGCAGGUUUCAUUCACAAGGUACCUGGAUUGGUGACUUUAAAGAAACUCUCCUGUGUUAGUUUUGCUGGUGUUGAUAGUCUGGAUGAUGUUAAGAACCACACAUACAAUGAAUUGUUUGUAUCUGGAGGCUUUAUUGUGUCUGAUGAAACCAUCCUAAAUCCAGAAGUUAUCACAAUUGAGAGCCUUAAAAAAUUUUUAAUAUUCCUUGAAGAACUUAGUACUCCAGAAGGAAAAUGGCAGUGGAAAAUCCAUUGUAAAUUUCAGAAAAAACUAAAGGAACUAGGCAGAUUGAAUGCUAAAGCUUUAAGUCUGUUGACUCUUCUGAAUAUCUAUCAGAAGAAACAUUUGGUUGAAAUUUUAUCAUACCACAAUUGUGAUUCACAAACUCGAAACGCUCCAGAAUUAGACUGUCUUAUCAGACUUCAGGCUCAGAACAUCCAGCAACGGCACAUUGUCUUUUUAACAGAAAAGAAUGUUAAGAUGCUUUCCAGUUAUACAGAUAAUGGAAUAGUGGUUGCAACUGCAGAAGACUUGAUGCAAAACUUUAAAAAUCUCGUCGGGUAUCACAACCUACUCACAGAAGAAACCGUGCCAGUGCCUGGUGUUAAUGAGAAUCUUGAGCCACAGUCAGCUCUUUUAGAAAACGAUGAUCAAAAGGAUGAAGAGGAUAUGUCUCUGGAUUCAGGGGAUGAAAUCUCACAGAUAGAAGUAUGCAGCAAUGUUCAUUCAGAAAUAUUGGCGAAAGAGACCAAAGGAUCAAGUGGAACAGAUCAAAAAGAGAAUAUUGAAAUUGAGUUGCACUCAUCUCUUGACGUGCAAAAAAGUUUAUUAGAAGAUACGACUUAUCAAAUCGAUUCUGAAGAAAGAGCUUCUACUGAUAUAGUAUGCUCUGGAGGAGAAAACAGCAAUUCAGCUGAACAAGAUUCAUUCAGCAACUUCCAGGUUUAUUACAGUCAAUUAAACAUGUCCCAUCAAUUUAGUCAUUUAAAUGUUCUCACCCAUCAGACAUUUUUGGGGACAUCAUAUGCCCUUUCAUCAAGUCAGUCUCAAGAAAGUCAGAAUAACUUUUUAUCUUCUUAUACUCGAAGCUCGGAUAGAGAGAAAUCUCCAUCUCCAUUAAGUUGGGGGAAAAAGUGAUUCUUCAGGCCAAUUUCAAAAGUGAGAUAAUUAUAGUAAUUUUUUAAAUGUUACAGACUUUACUUCCUGAAAGUGAAUUAACAGUUUAUAUUCAGUGUGGACAGAAGGUUUCUUGUCCUUCCUCAUUUCCCUCCUCACCCUUAUUUAAAUCAUGAUGGCCUGUAACAGUUGACACUUCUGAAAAUUGAAAUAAAUAUAUAUAUAUUUUUAACAUAUAUAUAUUGUACUUGAAUUAUCUCAUGUUGGCACUUUUAAAUGUUACAUUUAUUUAUAUGUCUGUCACCUGUACUGUGGCUUCAAACUGAAGCCUAAUUAUACAUAAAACUAGAUGGUAAAGAGCAGUGGCUUUACUUUUUAUUCCUGUCAGGUGAUAAAGUACUUUUGCUAAAAUGAUGUAUCAAACUAUUGUGUUUAUUUUGUUUUACGCUUUUGUAUGGUGUUUUUUUAUACAUGUAUAAGCCAGUGAUGUUAAUAUUUACAGAAAUUUUGCUUAGUACCUACAAUUUAGCUAACAAUGCAAGUUAGAUGAUAAACUAUGUACAUAAAACUUAAUACCAAGCAGCAUUAUUUUUUAUUAGGCUUAACCAUGUAAAAACUGCCUAUUGCUAAAAAUUUAGUCAGUUUUUUGGGUGCGUUUUUGAUAAUUUUGAUUUUCAGUACUUUUGUGGUUCUUAACAAAAUUCAAUUUCUUUUUUUGUUUCUUGUUUUUGGGUCACACCCGGCGAUGCACAGGAGUUACUCCUGGCUUUUGCACUCAGGAAUUACUCCUGGCGGUGCUGGGGGAACCAUAUGGGUUGCUGGGACUCGAACCCGGGUCAGCCGCAUGCAAGGCAAACGCCCUACCCACUGUACUAUCACUCCAGCCCCCACAAAAUUCAAUUUCAUGUUUUAAAAAGUCGGAUUGGAACAACUUUGCUGUACAUUUUUUAAUUGGUAAGAAGCCUUAGAAAAUGAGAGUGACUUUUAGGGUACGCUUAAGUGCCAAAGUUCUAUAUUAAGUGUAUGAUGAAGAUAACUGCCUCUCUAUGUAGAUGUAAAUUUGUUCCCGAAAAGUGAGUAAAACAGGAUUUAGAAAAUAGAAAAUUCUUCAUCUAAAUUGAAUCUGGAUUAUUUUAGUAAAAGUAGGAUGUUAAACUGGACUUCUAAAUUGUUUUAUAAUAAAAAGCAAAACCUUU